Melozone crissalis (California towhee) is the source of this 3429-nucleotide messenger RNA. RefSeq names its product NUBP iron-sulfur cluster assembly factor, mitochondrial (gene NUBPL). Gene Ontology annotation, cellular component: mitochondrion. Gene Ontology annotation, biological process: mitochondrial respiratory chain complex I assembly; iron-sulfur cluster assembly. The coding region runs from base 1 to 999 and encodes 332 amino acids. NCBI's taxonomy places the organism in Eukaryota, Metazoa, Chordata, Aves, Passeriformes, Passerellidae. The transcript is spliced from 11 exons. Gene Ontology annotation, molecular function: ATP binding; ATP-dependent FeS chaperone activity; 4 iron, 4 sulfur cluster binding. The record is from RefSeq and is a predicted model, not a curated record.
AUGGGAGGCGCUGCCUGGCUCUGGGCGCUGCGCGCCGCCCGCCACCUGCCCGGCGCCGGCGGCGGGAGGACUCCGGCUCCGGCGGCGCGGCGGGGCCGCCCGGGCUGCACGCCCGCCGCUUGCGGCGCUCCGUCCGCCGGCUCCGCGUCCUCAAGCUCGGGGGAUGAGGCUCUGAGGGACAAACGUGCGCGGAUCCUGUCGCGAGGGCUGCCAAAGCAGAAGCCCAUAGAAGGGGUUAAGCAGGUGGUGGUUGUGGCUUCCGGAAAAGGGGGAGUUGGAAAGUCAACAACAGCAGUAAAUAUAGCCCUCGCCCUAGCAGCAAAUGAUUCGGCGAAAGAAGUUGGUUUGCUUGAUGCAGACAUAUAUGGACCUUCAAUUCCAAAGAUGAUGAACUUAAAAGGAAACCCAGAAUUAACACCAAAAAAUCUAAUGAGGCCCCUUAAGAACUAUGGAAUCGCAUGCAUGUCUAUGGGUUUCUUGAUAGAAGAGACUGCCCCAGUUGUGUGGAGAGGGCUCAUGGUAAUGUCAGCUGUUGAAAAAUUGUUGAGACAGGUUGACUGGGGUCAACUGGACUAUUUAGUGAUUGACAUGCCACCUGGGACUGGAGAUGUACAGCUGUCAGUAUCACAGAAUAUUCCAAUUGCAGGAGCUGUGAUUGUCUCCACUCCACAAGAUGUGGCUUUAUUGGAUGCACACAAAGGAGCUGAAAUGUUCAGAAAAGUCCAUGUACCUGUUUUAGGACUAGUUCAAAAUAUGAGUGUUUUCCAGUGUCCCAAAUGUAAGCAUGAGACGCAUAUUUUUGGAACUGAUGGCGUAAAAGAUCUGGCAAAAACUCUUGGAUUGGAUAUUUUGGGAGACGUUCCACUGCACAUCAAUAUACGGGAGACGUGUGAUUCAGGACAGCCUGUUGUGAUCUCUCAGCCUCAAAGUGAUGCUGCUAAAGCCUAUCAUAAGAUAGCAAUGGAAAUAUUAAGAAGACUACCAGUACCUCCUGCUUGAAGCAUUUGCCACUGAAAUUUAGCAAAAAUGUAUCUUUGAUGCUGCAGUGCAGAAGAGUCCUGUUACCUAAAUACAUGGAGGCCAUAUGUUAGUUCUAAGAACUUCUUUAGGAAUUAAUUUACCAGAGGUUAAAUUAUGAUUGUGCUAAUUACUGUUUUUCACAUCGUUGUUUGGCCAUGUCCAAAAGGAUUUAAGUAUGCAAAUGAUGAUAGACAGUAUUAACUGCUGAAUUGUAACAUCAUCAAGCAAGAAGGGAAGAAGUCCAUUUUUUCCAUGUGCCCUAUUUUAAAGUCAAGAAUGAAAAACAGCCUCUCCAUGCAAGGAGAAGGAUGGUAUGCCAAGACAUAAAUGUAAUUUUUUAAGCAGGAUUUUCAAUACUCUAAUUUCCUUCAGUUUUUGUUCAGAUUUUUACAUGGUUGGCUAUCAAACUGACCUUAAGUUCUGCAAGAUUUUAAGAAGCAAAAUCAGUUCUGUAACUGCUGUACUUUCCUGUGUUCAUCUUAAAAGAUUAAAAAAAUCCUCAUAUACUCUGAAGAGUUCUUGUGAUGGAUGAUGAACAAAUUCAUUCAUUAUUGGAUAAAGUUCGAUUGUGAAGCAAUUCGAAUUCAGUGGAGAAUGGAUUACGUGACCCUGAGGCUUAUUUCUUUACUGUUUUACAUUAUAAUGAACCCAGACAGAAGACAAAGUAACAGAGGUCUUCACUGAAAACCAGAUGUUUUUCCUGAGCUCAGUUUGCCACAGAAUGCAAAUGAUCAAGAUAAAUUAAAUUUAUGAUUGUAUAUUCCUACUACAGCACAGCAACGUGGAAUUUGAAUAUAAAGAUGUAUUUUUGAAGUAAAGAAAUAUUUGGUCUUCACACUGCGUGGCCUUCUGGUUUAUUUUUUCAUUGCCUGUGAUCUUUGUGUUGGUCUGUGGAAGUGAAAGAUUAUGCCUUCAGGGAAUGAGUUUUCAUUUACAAUUUGAUCUUGGAGUUGACAUUUAGGCUUUUCCAUCUACACAGUCAAGUAUCAGUAUCUUAAACGUUCAUCGUAACCUUACCAGAGAGUGAAGUUAACCGCGCUAGGGAGUUCUGCUAUUGACCUCUGAGGGAUCAGGUUUUUCCCUGUAUUCCAAGUACUUGGUCAGGAUUUUGGAUGUAGUUUUUCCUUAUUGAAGUGAUACAACAUAAAAAAAUAGUGUACAUGUACAUUAAGAAUAUUUAAGUAACAUUCUUACCCAAAGUUUAGAUGGAAAUCUAGACACAAGUGAUGAGUUGAAUUUCAAACUUAGGUGAUUUUCUAAAUAUGUAAAUUACAUAGUCCAAAAUAGUUGAUUUUUUGCAUCAAGUCAAUCUCUGAACCUCCUUCCCUGCACCUUCCCCCAUGGAAUCUCAUAUCAGUGGUCUGCUUUUUCAGUAGCAUAUUAUUGUGGUCUGUAGAAUUGAAUACUCAGUUCCUUUCAGUUGUCUGAUAAUAUUUAACAAAAUUUAAAUCUGGCUUAGUGUUCUGCCUAUGAACACUGCUCAGUGUUCAUACUUUAUUGAUAACUUUUUUUAAAAAUUUUGUCUCUGCAUCUUUAUUAACUUUGCUUUACAUAAUGUAAUUGUUGAUACACAUGUCUGUAAAUAAUCCUGUGGUGGUUUUGGCUAGUAUAAUCUUAUAUUUCAGUGGAACAACUGGGACUUCUGACUGUUUUUUAGCAAAAGACAGUGAUAUAAUCUGAAUGUUAAUAUUUGUAAUUCUCAUUCUGUUAAAAAGUUUUUGAACGUCUGACACCCAGUUCAUGUUGAGCCUGGAUGAACAAGCAGUAUACAGAUAGAUGGUUGUUCAGCUCCCCUUUUGCUUCUUAUUAUUUCUUGGGUUAGUUGAAGGAUGAACUUUGCUUUCAAGUUUUCUUUUAUUUUACUUCUUUUUUUCAUUUUUUCCCCUUUUAAUUAAGUACUGUUGUUUUGCUCUAUUGAGUCUUUCGGCUGCAAAAUUAUUUUGAAUGCCUUUGUCAAGGAAGGCAUGGUUACAAUGAUUAAGCAUAGUUUCUAUGCCAGGCUGAAAAUUCAUUUUAGUUAACAGUUUUGUGGAAGGAUUACAUAAUGUAGUUGAUUUACUGAUACAUAUAUAUACAAAUGUAAUUGUACAGAAUUGGUAGGACGUUUCUGUGUUUAAUUAUUCCAACAGGUAACCUAAAUUUAAAUUGAGAUCAUAUUUGCUUGAUUUUCCUUAUUCUCAUGAGUGAGAAACUGUUUCCUAGACCGUCUCCUGCAAAGUAAAUGAAGGGCACUGGCAAAGUGUUAUUGCUUCUUAAUGUUAUGGAAAUACAUAUUUGUAUUUUUUAUUAUGUUGUACACUAUUAAAUACGUAGUAAUGAAUUCCAGUCAACAUACUAUAACAUACUACAUUUGAAGUUGUAUUAAUAAAAUCAUUGAUGAUUUUGUUGAAUGGGGGAGUUGGUUGGAUC